CCCAGUACCACACCUAUGGCGCCUGUACCAUGCCCAGUACCGCACCUACCAUGGCGCCUGUACCAUGCCCAGUACCGCACCUACUAUGGCAACUGUACCAUUCCCAGUGCCGGACCUACUAUGGCGCCUGUACCAUGCCCAGUACCGCACCUACUAUGGCAAUUGUACCACGCCCAGUACUGCACCUACUAUGGCAACUGUACCACGCCCAGUACCACACCUACUAUGGCAAUUGUACCACGCCCAGUACCGCACCUACUAUGGCAACUGUACCACGACCAAUACCGCACGUACUAUGGCAACUGUACCAUGCCCAGUACCGCACCUACUAUGGCAACUGUACCACGCCCAGUACCGCACCUACUAUAGCAACUGUACCACGCCCAGUACCGCACCUACUAUGGCAACUGUACCACGCCCAGUCCCGCAUCUACUAUGGCAACUGUACCACGCCCAGUACCGCACCUACUAUGGCAACUGUACCACGCCCAGUCCCGCACCUACUAUGGCAACUGUACCACGCCCAGUCCCGCACCUACUAUGGCAACUGUACCACGCUCAGUACCGCACCUACUAUGGCAACUGUACCACGCCCAGUACCGCACCUACUAUGGCAACUGUACCACGCCCAAUACCGCACCUACUAUGGCAACUGUACCAAGCCCAGUACCGCACCUACUAUGAACACUGCACCACGCCCAGUACCGCACCUAUUAUGGCAACUGUACCAAGCCCAGUACCGCACCUACUAUGGCAACUGUACCAUGCCCAGUACCGCACCUACUAUAGACACUGCACCACGCCCAGUACCGCACCUAUUAUGGCAACUGUACCAAGCCCAGUACCGCACCUACUAUGGCAACUGUACCAUGCCCAGUACCGCACCUUUUAUGGCAAUUGUAACAUGUCCAGUACCGCACCUACUAUGCAACUGUACCCAGUCUAGUACCGUACCUACUAUGGCAACUGUACCACGCCCAGUAACGCACCUACAAUGGCAACUGUACCACGUCCAGUACCGUACCUACUCUGGCAACUGUACCACGCUUAGUACCACAUCUACUAUGGCAACUGUACCACGCCCAUUGCCGCACCUUUUAUGGCAACUGUACCACGCCCAGUGCCGCACCUACUAUGGCAACUGUACCACGCACAGUCCCGCAUCUACUAUGGCAACUGUACCACGCCCAGUACAGCACCUACUAUGGCAACUGUACCAAGCCCAGUCCCGCACCUACUAUGGCAACUGUACCACGCCCAGUCCCGCACCUACUAUGGCAACUGUACCACGCCCAGUACCACAUCUACUAUGGCAACUGUACCAUGCCCAGUACCGCACCUUUUAUGGCAACUGUACCACGCCCCGUACCACACCUAUGGCAACUGUACCAUGCCCAGUACCGCACCUUUUAUGACAAUUGUAACAUGUCCAGUACCGCACCUACUAUGCAACUGUACCCAGUCUAGUACCGUACCUACUAUGGCAACUGUACCCAGACUAGGACCGUACCAACUACAGCAACUGUACCCAGUCUUGUACCGUACCUACUAUGGCAACUGUACCCAGACUAGUACCGUACCUACUAUGGCAACUGUACCCAGACUAGUACCGUGCCUACUACGGCAACUGUACCCAGACUAGUACCAUACCUACUAUGCAACUGUACCUAGUCUAGUACCGUACCUACUAUGGCAACUGUACCUACUCUAGUACCGUACCUACAAUGGCAACUGUACCCAGACUAGUACCAUACCUACUAUGCAACUGUACCCAGUCUAGUACCGUACCUACUAUGGCAACUGUACCCAGUCUAGUACCGUACCUACUAUGGCAACUGUACCCAGUCUAGUACCGUACCUACUAUGGCAACUGUACCUACUCUAGUACCGUACCUACUAUGGCAACUGUACCCAGUCUAGUACCGUACCUACUAUGGCAACUGUACCCAGCUAAGUAUGUUGACAGUCAUGGCACCGUAAUGCACAAGGUACACUGUGGCACCCGCCACAGUGUACCUUGUGCAGCAGCUGUACCAUCCCAUACAGUAACCCUUAACUUUACUUGGUCACAAACUUAUAAAGCAGUUAAGUCCUUAAUUAGAUUUUUCUCGUUUUUUUUGUUUGUAUAUUGUCUCGUUAUUGUUGGGUGAAUGUAUAUGUGUAACGGCUGUAUAUAUGAACUACCAAGUGUUGGUAACUACCAGGUGUAGGUAACUACCAGGUGUUGGUAACUACCAGGUGUUGGUAACUACCAGGUGUUGGUAACGACCAGGUGUUGGUAACUACCAGGUGUUGGUAACUACCAGGUGUUGGUAACGACCAGGUGUUGGUAACUACCAGGAGAUGGUAACGACCAGGUGUUGGUAACGACCAGGUGUUGGUAACUACCAGGUGUUGGUAACGACCAGGUGUUGGUAACGACCAGGUGUUGGUAACGACCAGGUGUUGGUAACUACCAGGUGUUGGUAACUACCAGGUGUUGGUAACGACCAGGUUUUGGUAACUACCAGGUGUUGGUAACUACCAGGUGUUGGUAACUACCAGGUGUUGGUAACUACGGGUUGUCUUGUAAUUACCUAUC
Molecule: messenger RNA, 2581 nt
Organism: Procambarus clarkii (red swamp crayfish)
Lineage: Eukaryota; Metazoa; Arthropoda; Malacostraca; Decapoda; Cambaridae
Source: RefSeq, a predicted model, not a curated record